UAACCCAGGGCGGACGGGGCGGAGACGUUUGCGGGGAGGCGGGACUUCCGGCGCAGCCCAGGUCCUGUUUCCGGCGUCAUCAGGCCGCUUCCCCGGCGCUCUGGGCUCCCCCGGCAAGGACGCUGUGGAGGGACGCGGCCGUGCUGGUUUCUCCGCUAGCCGGGCCUUCGCCUUUGCUGAGAACGGCUCUGCGAGCCCGGGAAUGAAGGAUGGCAACACGCCGUGCAUUAAAAGCUGUUUUGGUCGAUCUCAGUGGCACACUUCACAUUGAAGAUGCAGCUGUGCCAGGCGCACAGGAAGCUCUUAAAAGGUUACGUGCUACUUCUGUAAUGGUUAGGUUUGUGACCAAUACAACCAAAGAGAGCAAGCAAGACCUCUUGGAAAGAUUGAAAAAACUGGAGUUUGAUAUCUCUGAAGAUGAAAUAUUCACGUCUCUGACUGCAGCCAGAAACUUGGUAGAGCAGAAACAAGUCCGACCCAUGCUGCUGGUUGAUGAUCGGGCUCUACCUGAUUUUAAAGGAAUACAGACAAGCGAUCCUAAUGCUGUGGUCAUAGGAUUGGCACCAGAACAUUUUCAUUAUCAAAUUCUGAAUCAAGCCUUCCGGUUACUCCUGGAUGGAGCGCCUCUGAUAGCAAUCCACAAAGCCAGGUAUUACAAGAGGAAGGAUGGCUUAGCCCUGGGGCCUGGACCAUUUGUGACUGCUUUAGAGUAUGCCACCGAUACCAAAGCCACGGUCGUGGGGAAACCAGAGAAAACGUUCUUUUUGGAGGCAUUGCGGGGCACUGGCUGUGAACCUGAGGAGACCGUUAUGAUUGGAGAUGACUGCAGAGAUGAUGUUGGUGGGGCUCAGAAUGCCGGCAUGCGGGGCAUCUUAGUCAAGACAGAUGAUGGGGCUGGACUGGUCCCUUGUAGCUCUGUGCCAUUUUCCAGUGUGGAGUGUGAUGAAUAAAAUCCUCUCAAGGUAAGGAGAGACAAGGCAUGAGAGCUGUGUGUGGGCGUGUGCUGUUGUGCUGAGAACUUGAUCAGCCUUUCCAGGUAAAAUGAAAAGGUCUCCCCCACACCUGCCGCCAGAGGAUACCUGCUGAGCUUGGAACUAAUAGCACGUGUUUGAGGAUGACAGCCAGGGUUCGGUCCAAGAAUUGGCAUCAGACUCUUAUCAAUUAAAUAGCAGAUAAGGGGUUCUGUGGGCUUCCCUGGUGGCCCAGCAGUUAAGAAUCUGCCUGCCUAUGCAAGAGAUGCGGAAAUCCCUGGAGAAGGAAAUGGCAACCCACUCUAGUAUUCUCGCCUAGAAAAUCCCGUGGACAGAGGAGCCUGGCGGGGUACAGUCCAUGGGAGCGUCAGACAUGAUGUAGUGACUGAACAGUAACAGCAGAAGGCUCCGUAAAUGGCUCUGUGAGUUCAUAUGCCUGGCUUCGUACAGGUUGUCCAGAAAAGCGAGAAUUUAAACAGAGGCAUAGAAGACCUGCCACCAGGAAAUUUUUAGAAAAACGUAUAUUUACUCAUAACUGUGGUGUUUGUUCAAGAAAAUGUGGUUGCAUGAAAGCUAUUUUGAAUUUAAAAACAGAAACAAGAAAACACGAGAUGCUGCUAUAAUUGAAUAAGAAGUACUUGUCAGGCCCUGGCCUCCCAGGUGGCACUAGUGGUAAAGAAUCUGCUUGCUGAUCCAGGAGACGCGAGAGACUCAGGUUUGAUCCCUGGGUCAGGAAGAUCCCCUGGAGUAAGUAAUGGCAACACACUCCAGUAUUCUUGCCUGAAGAAUCCCAUGGACAGAGGAGCCUGGCGGGCUGCAGUCCACGGGGUUGCAAAGAGUCAGACAUGACUGAGCAACUGAACACACACGGUGUGGACCAAGAGGGACAGUCUCCUCGUGCAGGAGGUCCCGGGUGACCAGCGGAACCUUGCGGACGGUGACUCUAGUCGCCUUAGAACUAACAAUGUUUUUGCACAUUUCUCAUUCAAAAUGAUCACCAUUUUCCCUGGAACACCACUCUGCUUUGAUGGACACGAAAAAGAGGACAAUGGGACCUAUCAGGGAGUCAAGAAAAACAGGCACACUCAUCAUCUUGCCUUGUGUCUGAAUUUUCAGAUUCCUGACAUUCACCAUUUUAUGAUCCGGUCAUUGAGGAAAUCCACAGAUAACUACUUCUAUUCUUGCGUUCCCAUGACCAUUUCCUUUCUUAGCGCACAUAAUUAAGGCUUUAUACCAAGUAUGAAAACUGCUCCUGUGCCAGUGUCUUGUGGGCCCAGCUCCCCCUCGCUGGUCUCCAUGGUUCUGCCUUCUUUUCUGACUGGCCAUUGGCUGUGGUCAGCCCAUCGCACAGGCAACUGGUCAAUCUUAGAGAAGCCAGCAGCUCUACACAGUCACAUCUAAAAUGUCUAACUUAGUUAUGUAGCUAAGUUCAGCUCAUGAAAACAGACCCAUUUGUACUGUUCAUCUUUGGUCAGAAAAAAAAAUCCCAAGUAAGACCACUGUUCUGAAAGCGUACAGAGCUGCCGAUUCCACUGAUGGUUUUGAACUGAAUGCAGUGGACAAGUGCUCGGUUUCUCAGUGUUGAAAAUCACCAUGGAAAUUUUAACAUACUCAGUGAUUGUCUUGAGCAAUUUGUUUCUCAGUAACACAUGUUACUCAAUAUACAUUUGUAAAGACUUUUGACUAGCCCUGCUGCUGCUGCUGCUGCUAAGUCACUUCAUGUCCGACUCUAUGCGACCCCAUAGACGGCAGCCCACCAGGCUCCCCUGUCCCUGGGAUUCUC
Messenger RNA from Bubalus bubalis (water buffalo), 2754 nucleotides. It is a transcript of the gene HDHD2, whose product is annotated as haloacid dehalogenase like hydrolase domain containing 2. Lineage: Eukaryota; Metazoa; Chordata; Mammalia; Artiodactyla; Bovidae. Gene Ontology annotation, molecular function: phosphatase activity. Gene Ontology annotation, biological process: dephosphorylation. The transcript has 7 exons. The record is from RefSeq and is a predicted model, not a curated record. Bases 210 to 950 code for a protein of 246 amino acids.